UCUUCCACUUCACCUUGAUCCUAUGAUUAUUCUCUCAUGUUUAGCUUUUUACUUAUGGUGGUUGUGUCUAUCUGUUUUUUUUUUUUUGGAUUUUCGGUUCAUUUACGGGCCUAAAUACUGACCAGAGUGUUCUCCAAGUUCAGUACCUAAUUAGCAGUCGCCCUUUUUGUGGACAGGGCACAUAAUCAAUUCACAUUG
Messenger RNA from Arabidopsis thaliana (thale cress), 198 nucleotides. RefSeq lists its product as uncharacterized. The transcript has 2 exons. NCBI's taxonomy places the organism in Eukaryota, Viridiplantae, Streptophyta, Magnoliopsida, Brassicales, Brassicaceae. The coding region runs from base 23 to 121 and encodes 32 amino acids. The record is from RefSeq and is marked reviewed.